AUGCAUCAAAUGGAUGACGCUUCAAAAAAGAAGUCAUAUCCUGAGGUCCAAGGCGUUUGUGGCGAGAUUUCACAACUGAGGGACGUUAACCAAAAUAUUCAACAACGCAAAUCAAUGGCUUAUGGAUUCAUCAAAAGCAGUACUACAUUGAGCCGAAAAAGCGAUUCAACUAUAUCGUUACGUCAUGAUGAAGCUAAGGAGACACCAAGUGUAAGAAGCAGUAGCCCUGAUCCAAAUGGAGGUGAUGAUGAUACAGAAAAGUGCAAAAGUGCUUCUUCUGAGCCCACAACUGUGGCAACACUAUCGGUACUUUAUGAACCCGCUCAAACAUCUAAGUUAGCAAAUAUAAACCACACCGAAAUAUUUUCAAACUCGUUAAUCGAGUUCAACAUCAAUAGUUCUAGAAAUGUAAAUGACUCCCCAAGUCUCCGCUCUGUUGGGGUAGCACCGAUGGAUGACUUAGCUACUUCAUGUUUGCCCACUUUACAUUAUAUGCCAACGCAUCGAGAGAUUGAACACCCAUCUUUUCCUAAUUCCGCUUCAGAUAUUUCAAUAAAUCCCGAGGAUUUGCAUUCUUCUAAAGCCAUUUCCACUAGUAUUACAGUUUCUACAGACGUUCCCCCGCCGCUUUGCUCAAGAAUAGCGUCACUUUUUUCACGUCAAGAGCGUAUUUUUGAAAGCAUUACGAUGUUAGAAGUGUCCUUAAAUCAUAAUAAAAUGGAGCAUUCCCAAUCUGAUCGAAGCGGGAAGGACUGUGGUGGGGUUUGUAGUAGUUUGGUUAGAAAUGAUAGUGAUAGCCCAUCUGUUGGGAAUGAAUAUGCGAUAUGCACUGAUACCCCAAUACAUCAUAUACCAAAUAAUGAUAUGCCUUUGUUUUUAGCCUCAAGAGUACCAGGGAUGUCAGAACGACAUGAAAUGACCACACAUACUGAUUCACUAGUUUCCACUAACUCUAUGGAAGCUAGUACUUUGAGUAAAAGCAAUUAUACAGGACAUGGCAGGGAUGCACAGGAGUAUGAAAGUGACAUAGGUGACGCGUUCGCAAUGACAAUUCCUCCUACACAGGUAGUCCCUUCUCAGUCUAUAAACCCUCGUGGACUUUUUCGACGCGCAACACAACCGUAUCUAACACAGAUGGUGCUUCCUGCGCUUUCACAGUGCCCUGUUUAUACUGAGAUGCAGCUUUCUUACAGUGUUUUGUCUUAUCCCAAUUCUUAUUGUCCAGUCCUUGCUAAUGAGUCUGAUUCGUUGAAUCUAAAAAAAAUACGUCGAGCACAUAGUGCACCCCCUCGCAUUUCAUCAUCCUUUUGUGAAGAAAGUCGUAAUCGUUUAGACGAUAAUGAUAAUUCUUGUGGUUGUAGUAGUAGGAUCAAGAUACCGUCUAUCGAUUGUAAACGGGCGUCGUAUAACCACAAGCCGAUGUUUUGUGGAGCUUUAGAAAAUUCCAUAGUAGGACUACAUGAGGUCACAGCCUCUGGCUUUAUUGCGUCUGCGACUCAACCCUACAGCCUUUUUUACAGUGGCGAUAUCAUCAACCGAACUCUCAGUGCCACUAGUAUCGUGGUUUCUUCACCAUCGCGUCUGCCUUCGACUGAGCGGGUAUCUUGCGUGGCCUCGAGUAUUUUUUCAUUCCCACCGUCCAUCCGAGGCGCUCUUCGUAGCACAUCUACCAUCGUCAGCACAACCGUCACGCCACGUUCAUUUUCAAAUUCGCAAUCAAUGCGUCUCCCAUCGUUAGCGCAUCUUUCACCGAGGUUUUCACCCAGACUGUGUGCUAACGAAGUAGAAAAACAGAGAGGCUUGUAUCGACUGCUUCAUUCCACGACACACGAGGCCACAUCCUCCCCUCCACUUUCACCUGUAGCAGCUAUGAAAUCUAUUUCACCGGAAGUUGCUAUCUUAACUUCGGACAACACGCAAAAUAUUGAUCUUAUUUCUCCAAUGUCAGCUGUGGUUUCUACGCCUUCCCCAUCGAACGACACCUGCAUUAAUAAACACUUUUCAGGUGAAUUAUUGUGCUCAUCCGAUCCCGUGCUUGCGACGGCGCCGGAGUUUAGUCACAGCACCUCACCUCUUCCAUAUAUACGUGCAGAGAAUUUGGAGGGUAAUUCAUGUUGUGGUACUAUCGGUGGUGAGAAUAUGGGUCACAACUAUCCAUCUUGUUAUGAUAAGGGACAACCUUUGAUUGAGGCAUCGGUGCAAUCUUUAUUGUUAUCCGACUCGAUGCGUAUGAAAACUGAGAAUGGGUAUGGGGAGAGCCAAGUAUCGUUAGACUUACUCGAGGUCACCUCGAGGCUUGUUCUUACGCUGGAAGAGCAGGACACCAAAGUCUCUUCCUCGGUUUCUGCUACCGCACCAUCGGAAGAGGGUUCAUUAGCAUGCGUUAAUCCCCAUAAUAGACAAGACGAAAACCAGCAUGAACCUCCCAAGACAGUUGCCCAGGAGGUUGUACUGUCCCCUCCCAUAUCUGAAGUUGUGAAAAGCGUACCGCCCGUACCCGUGAUGCGUCGUCCACCGAUCGUCCCGAGGGUGGGUCUUCUUUCACGAUCGAAGGACCUCACCUCCAGUGCACGCGUGAGGGAAGAGGGUAAGACGGCUGCCGCGAUUAUGACCUCGGGCGGUCUGGAAAAAGCAAAAGAUUCGAAUGGGACCGCUUCUUCUGUGUCUCAAAACACCACGGCAAAGAAAUUUUCCUACUGGAGCAACUACGAAGUCAUGCAUCAGCUGGAGCAUCUCCCACCGGCAUGGCGUGAUUUGAGCCCAUUACCCGGGAUGGACUACGAGGUGGAAAUGAAUACCCAUCCUCUUAUUCAGGAAGCUCUGUGCACAGAAGGGGCGGCGACGCCUGACAAGGUUAGACCAUGGAAGAGGGAGAAUGGCUCCGACAGCGAUAAGCGGAGCAGCUCCAGAACUUCUUCCAACGACGAGGACACUUUCACAAGCGAAGAUUCGAUGACGUGGGGCAUGCCCGACAGGCCCGUGGAGCAUACAAAUAACUGCGUUACCACACGUCGGUGGCGGCCGUAUCAUCGAGAUCGGAUCUACCUGGAAGAGCCAUCAACAUAUCUUUCUGAAUCAAAUUCAAUGGUUUCUCCGUCUCUAUCACUUUCCUCCUCGUCGUUGAUCCCAAUCCUCUCACUUAGGACGGAUUCGCUGUUAGACUCACAGGAGCACGAUCAAUGCGAAUCGGAUGGGAUGACCCGUCUUUAUAAACAAGGGCCGUCUGACCAUUUCAACUGUGACCUUCAACCUUUGCGCCAUCUUCAUAGAAGCGAAAUUGCCGAAAAUUCAGAUGUGGCUUUUAUCUUUGAGGACACCGAAGAGGAGACGCCAAUGGAAACACGAAAGAACGGUACAUCUCAGGUAAUGAUGAGCAAUCCAGUGCCCAAGGUCCGCAGGGGUUCAGUUGGGAUUCCGAAUCUGAAUGAGGUUGGUGUACAAGAUGAAUUUGAUAGUGAUGACCAUGAGGUGAGUAGUAUGGAAUGGGAUGUUACUCAACGUUUAGCUGAGCUCGAGCGCUUUCAGGUGUAUAACCAGGAGGCCAUGCAUUUGGUCAGGGGCGGCAAGCAUACUUCUAAAUCCAACCUGAGGGGAUAUUCCAGAAUGUUAGGCCUCACUUCGUCAGGGGAUUCUAUAAAGGGAGUUAGGGAUAAUACUUCGUCUCAGGAACCACAACUAUCUGUCUUUGACAAGGCAGAACUACCGUUAAGGUCCACCCUUCGCCGUCAUCUUCGCAAGAAACCAAAGCUUUAG
Phytomonas sp. Hart1 is the source of this 3753-nucleotide messenger RNA. Lineage: Eukaryota; Euglenozoa; Kinetoplastea; Trypanosomatida; Trypanosomatidae. The record is from the annotation of a GenBank genome assembly.